Messenger RNA from Dentiscutata heterogama, 307 nucleotides. The record is from the annotation of a GenBank genome assembly. NCBI's taxonomy places the organism in Eukaryota, Fungi, Glomeromycota, Glomeromycetes, Diversisporales, Gigasporaceae.
UGUCAGACAAUCUUAAGGAAAAUGAAUUUUGUACGGGAAACAAAGUUCAAGAUUCUGAAGUGAAAAAUAUGGUCAAUAAGCUUGUUAAUACAGCAAAGUUAAUACCAGAGACAUUUGAUGAAAAGCAAAUGUUUGUGUCAUCCCAAUCGUCUUUGUUGAAAGAAGAAUUCAAAGCACGAUUCAGGAAUGUCUCCAAAAUAAUGGAUUGUGUUGGAUGUGAUAAAUGUAGAUUAUGGGGAAAAUUACAGAUUUCUGGUAUUGGAACAGCAUUGAAGAUUCUCUUCUCGUAUGAUGAUGAAUUUUUCAA